This is a messenger RNA of Aspergillus nomiae NRRL 13137, 666 nucleotides long. Its product is annotated as endoglucanase. The record is from RefSeq and is a predicted model, not a curated record. The transcript is spliced from 2 exons. NCBI's taxonomy places the organism in Eukaryota, Fungi, Ascomycota, Eurotiomycetes, Eurotiales, Aspergillaceae. Bases 1 to 666 code for a protein of 221 amino acids.
AUGCAUUUCACCGCCUACAUCGUCGCUGCAAUCGCAACCGCCAGCACCGCUCUGGCCCACAUGGAAAUGGUCCGUCCUUUCCCUCUGAAGAGUCAGUUCGAUCCCCAGAACGACUGGUCGAACAUUGACUACGACAACACCUCCCCAUUGGAGCCAAAUGGAUCCAACUUCCCCUGCAGAGGCCACCAUAAGAACGCCGCCUGGCGCACCGUUGCCAACUACACCGCCGGCCAAAGCGACUACAUGAAACUUGCGCCCGGAAACAGCCACCGCGGAGGCUCCUGCCAGAUCUCGCUCAGCUACGAUAACGGCCAGACCUUCCGUGUGAUCGAGUCGUACAUGGGAGGAUGCCCGCUCAAGCUUGAAUGGGACUUUGAGAUCCCCUCGUUCGCGCCCGGUGGCCAUGCGCUGUUCGCUUGGAGCUGGUUCAACAUCGAGGGAAACCGCGAGAUGUACAUGAACUGCGCCCAGGUCGAGAUCGAGGGCGGCUCUGACUCCACGCAAUUUAAUCAGCUGCCCGAGAUCUUCACGGCGAAUAUUGGAAACGGAUGCAGCACUGUCGAGGGCAAGGAGACUGUCUUUGCACACCCCGGUGACAGUGUUGGAUAUGCUGGAAAGGUUUCGCCAGAUGACGCUCCUUUCCCCAAGUGUGGUGGAAAUGCCUAG